GAUUAUCAUCAAUCGUGAAUCCUGCGCAGGUUCGUUCCCGUCCCUAUAUAAGUUGGAGCCCGCGGGACUGGGGCAUAUUACUGUGCUGUGCUUUCUACUGUACUCACAUCAACUCCUCAUCAUGAAGACUUUUAUCGUCCUCGCUGUCUGCCUAGUCUUGGCUCAGGCCCUGACCGAUGAGCAAAAGGAGAAGCUGAAGAAGCACAGGUCGGAGUGCAUGGCUGAGACCAAAGCUGAGGAGCAGCUUAUCAACAAAUUGAAGACCGGCGACUUCAAGGCCGACAAUGACAACCUGAAGAAAUAUGCACACUGCAUGCUGGUCAAAUCUGAGCUGAUGACAAAGGACGGCAAGUUCAAGAAGGAGGUCGCUCUCGCCAAAGUCCCCAACCCUGCCGACAAACCCGCCGUUGAGAAACUGAUCGACGCCUGCCUGGCCAACAAGGGCAACACACCCCAGCAGACUGCCUGGAACUACGUCAAGUGCUAUCACGAGAAGGACCCCAAGCACGCCAUCUUCCUGUAAACGAUCAGCCACUACACUGUGAAUGCGCCAGAUUCGUCCCACCAUCACUAAAUACCUCUUAGGAUCUCACUACAACCAAUCAUGAUUCCCCGAACUGGCACACUCAUUAACAUUUCGUAUUUGUGGCAUUUAUUCUCAUUUUAUAAUUACACAAUUCGUUUUCUCGAAAAAUAUUAUUAGAAUUAUAUCAGGGUUUUUUAUUUUUCGGUCUACUUACUUGUAGUAAUACAGAGUUACUGCCUAAACGAAUUUAUUUUAUUGAUUUCAUCAUUAAAUUUUGGUUUCGCAA
Pectinophora gossypiella (pink bollworm) is the source of this 812-nucleotide messenger RNA. RefSeq names its product general odorant-binding protein 56a-like. Gene Ontology annotation, molecular function: odorant binding. Lineage: Eukaryota; Metazoa; Arthropoda; Insecta; Lepidoptera; Gelechiidae. The record is from RefSeq and is a predicted model, not a curated record. Bases 122 to 523 code for a protein of 133 amino acids. The transcript has 4 exons. Gene Ontology annotation, biological process: sensory perception of smell.